This is a messenger RNA of Calidris pugnax (ruff), 3531 nucleotides long. It is a transcript of the gene IFNAR1, whose product is annotated as interferon (alpha, beta and omega) receptor 1. Bases 332 to 2128 code for a protein of 598 amino acids. Gene Ontology annotation, molecular function: protein binding. Lineage: Eukaryota; Metazoa; Chordata; Aves; Charadriiformes; Scolopacidae. The record is from RefSeq and is a predicted model, not a curated record. The transcript is spliced from 11 exons.
CGGGGCUGAGGGACAGGGCCGGGCCCGCCGCGAGCACCACCGGCCCAACGACUAACGGCCCCGCCGAGAAGCGCCGUUGUGCAACGCGCGCCACCCCCCCGCCCCGGCCCGCUGCUCUGUCACAGACUUGGGGGGGGUGACGGAACCGAAGGACACCCGCAAUCACCGGGGCUUGCCGCCGCGGAGCGCCCAACCUCCCUCCCUCCCUUCUUAAGCGAUUUCACCGGGACGAAGCCGCCCCCCGCGCCAUUCGGGGUCCGGCCAGCCUAACGCACCGCCCUCCGGGGCCUCGCCUCCACCGCUGGCGGGGCGGUGCGGGGGCUGCCGGCGCAUGCGCAGCCGCCCGGGGUUUCCGGUAACGGCGCGGGCGCUGGCCGUGCGAAGGGACGGACGGAUGGACGGCGGAGCGGCGGCGGUGGAGGUUGGCGUAUGGCGCGCGGCUGUGGCGGCCCUGCUGUCCUGCCUGCUGGGCGCCCUGCCCCCGCGCUGCGCAGGCCAAAGUAAUCUGAAGAGUCCACAGGAUAUUCAGGUCUAUGUUGUAAAUACGAAUUUCACUUUAAGGUGGAAGUACACUGGGAAUGACACCGAUGUGACAUUUUCAGCAGAAUACCGGUGGUUUGAAGAUUUUGAAGAAGAUGGAACAGAAUGGAAGAAGUUGCCUGGAUGUCAAAAUGAUACUCGUACAGAAUGUGACUUUUCCUCAGCAAUAACUGAGUACUAUGAUAAACAUCAUUUGCGUAUAAGGACUGAAAGAAGGGAAGAAGUGUCUCCAUGGUCUAGCGUUUUUGAAAUGACUCCGUAUGAUAUAGCUCAGAUUGGGCCCCCAGGAAUAGAGUUGCAGUCCAUAAAUGGAGUCAUAAAAAUUAAGGUUUCUCCUCCAGAAGCAAAUCAGGUCCAAAAAAUGUGGAUAGAUGAUAUAAGUUUUAAAUAUAAUUUAGUUAUCUGGGAAAAUUCAUCAAAUGCAGAGUUCAGAAGUCAAAGUAUUUUUCCUACUGACAAAAUUGAUGAUCUUGCACCAGACACUACCUAUUGUUUGAAAGUUCAAGCAACUUAUCCUUUGGAGUCUAAAGAAGGUUUAUUCAGUCCCAUUCGUUGCAUAAAAACUACUCAUAAAGUGGAUGUCCCAUUCUGUGCAACAAACGUGAGCAUUCUUGCUUUGAAUAUGAAAUUUCAUCUGCAUUGGGAUAAUCGGUAUAAACAACAUGUGAGCUACAACGUGCAGUAUCUCAGUGGGUAUCUAAAGAGACUUUAUGAUGACUACUCAGUGAAGUGGCUCAAUGUACCUGGAUGUGAAAACAUCACUGACACACAAUGCAAUUUCUCAUCUAUCAUCACUACUGUUUCUGGAACUUUUUAUCUUCGUGUGCAGGCCAUGAAUGAAAAUAAUAAAUCAUGUUUGUCCAAUGAAGUAAAAGUAAUUCCUCUGGUAACAAAUGAAAUUGGCCCUCCUGGUGUAAAGGUGGACAUCAGUGAUGAUGUUCUGCUUCAUAUCCAGAUUUAUCCUCCAGGAGGAUCUGAAAGUGAAAUCAUGAGGGACAACUAUGACUUUUCUUACCGGAUUCUGUACUGGAAGAAUUCAUCGAAUAAUGAGGAGGAAAUCAAAAUGAAAGAGAUAAAACAAACAAUAGGGACAAUUUCUGACCUAACACCCUCAACUUUGUACUGCCUGAAGGUACAAGCAUUCUCAAAAGCUUACAACAAAAGCAGUCAUUUCAGCAAAGAGGAAUGCAUCAAAACACCUAGAGAUAAAAUUUUACCUCUGGUCAUUUUAGCAACAUUUGUAACUGCUGUGGUUGCUGUGUUGCUUGUGGCUGCACCGCUUAUUUUUGUCCUGUAUCAAGCCUACAGUAAAAUCAAAUACGUGUUCUUUCCAUCGUGCCAGCCUCCUUUGAACAUAGAGGGUUUCGGAGAACAGCUCUUUAACAGUCCUUAUCGGCCAACUGCAGAGGAACCAAUAGAAAAUUUUUCUAUAAUUGAGACUAUCAUCACAGAAGAUCUAAAUCAAAUUGAUUUUAAAGACUACAAACAUUCUAAACAGAGCAGUCGUGAUUCAGGGAAUUAUUCUAAUGAUGACGAUACUUCAGGGAGCAAAGCAUCAGAAGAAAUGCUAGAAAAGGAAAUAGUAUAAUUUUUAAGAAAAUAAAAUUCAUAUAUGGGACUGGCAGCAUCAUAAAAAAAUUAAAACUUUUUUAUUAUGAAAGUUGCAGCCUAAGGAAGACAGUGUGACUUUGGGAUCUUUGUCUUCAGGUUUCCAAAUCUGCACUUUGUUAGUGGCAAGUUAUAUACCCUCUCUGCUGCAAGCUGACUGAAGUUAAAACUCAACUGACUCCUUACACCUUAUGCCACUUUGAUUCCUCAUCAUAUGAUAAAAGGAAUAUCAUCUGUGUAAAGAGGAACAGAAUCUACAGUUUUAUGUACUUGAACCUGAUAACCUCAGCUAAAGCUUACUGUGUUGCACACGAAGAGCUUCUUGCUGUCUUAGAGGUUUGUUUUGAAUGCCAGUGUACUCUGACAGGAAGCUCUAAAUACCAGUAUUGUAUUUCUUACAAUGUUUACACAAGCAGAAGGAAAGUGGUGUGGAAUAUGAUUUUUAAAUACUUUUCUGACAUUCUCUUCCUACUCCCUCAGCAGCAGUGCUUUUUGGCUCAGCAGGUCCAGAGCAAAAGAUGCAAAGAGACAACAGUAGCCUCAGUGAGGCUCCUCUGAGCCUCCUUGUAGAAUUCCCUGUGGCCGUGGCUCCGGAUGCUCCCGAUGCUCACUUGCCUGUUGGUGUAUCUGUGUGCCUUCAUCAGGGUGCUCUUCUCCCACAGCACUCUGUCAUCUGGGCAAGUUACGGGGAGGGGGGAAAAGCAGGAAGGAGGUUCACUUCACUUUGCUUAUAAAGAAAAAAUUUGUAGUGGAAGCUCUUCAUAAAUAGAGAUUGGGUCAAAUUGUUUUGCACUGCAUUUAGGAUAAAAAACAGCCAGUGACCAAGCCAAAUGUGUGCUGUAAGAAGAAACUAAAUAAUACUGUUAUUUUAAUGACAAGGCAUGUUAAGAGGCAUAUUCUUGAUUCCCCCCACCCAUGGCUAAAUAACCAGAAGUGUAAAAUGUUUAAUUCUAAUUGAAUUGUGUUUAGAAAUGCAAAUCUCUCUUAACAAGGAGGAAACUUAGUUCUGUAAUUAAAAGGACCGAAGUCGAAUUUAGAAAAUGCCUUUUAACAAACAGUGAGGAUGCUUGUCAUUCAAAGCUUUUUCAGCUUAGUCUUAUUUUGCCAACAGACUUUUCUUUCUAAGAAUUAUAAGGUUAUGCUGCAAUAAUUUUUCAGUAUGCAUACUACUUCUGACAUUUUUUUAAAGUAGCUUAUUUUUUAAUGAAGAAAUUGAUUUAGAGUAAACUGGUUUUGAGCUUCAUGUGCUGCUGUUUAUUAUAACAAGCAACCAUUGGUGUUUAUAUACAAUUUUUAAAUUUUGAAGACAUGAUGAAAUUUUGUAAAUUUUAUGUCCCUGUGUUCAUUGAAGAACAUAAUAAAUUUUGCACAUUUACUUCUUUA